GGUAACCUUCUAACACACACACACAAGCACACACUCACUCACUCUCUCGCACGGGAUCUCUCCGACCGGCCGCAUUCCUCCGCUCUCCCAUCCAAACCCCACGCGUUUUUUUGCGGGGGGGACACUUCUCUUUGGAUUUUAAUGCCUGAGUUAAUAAUUCAGCUGGCACUACUUUCGGGUAGUUUGCGGGUCUUUUCCUUCGGCGACGAGCGGCUGCGGUGCGGACUUCAGCACAUCGGCAAGCUGUGCUUAGGUGCCCUCUCCCAGCCCCUCUCUGGAUGCAUCAGACCCCUCCUCCCCGGGGCCCUGGACCCGGCUUGUGACUCCACCAGCCUCGCCCCGUUGCCCCUCUGUCUCCGGUCACCCUGCUCCACGUUUACCUCCACCUGUCCGUCCCGGGGCUCCUGCUCCGGGCCCCCUGCCCCUCGACCGGCGGGCAGAGGCAGGGGGCCAUGGCGCCGCGGUAGCCAGGCCCCUCGCAAUGAGCAGUGUGACCCCUUCGGAGAGCAGCAGGAUUCAGGGGUCAGACUUAGCCCCACUUCACUACAAGCCCUUCAGCUCGCAUGAACACUACCAGCAGGUGAUGGAUGCUCAUCGUAAGCUUCUGGAGAGCGGCUUUUACUUUGGGCCCAUUGGGGGUCUGGAGGCCAAAGCCUUGCUGAGCAAAGACGAACCUGGCACUUUCCUCAUCCGCGACUCGUCGGACCGCCGCUACUUCUUCACCCUGUCCGUGCAGACGGUUUAUGGAACCAAGAACCUCCGCAUCCACAGCGAGGAAGGCGGUUUCUUCCUUGAGAACGACUACCAAAACAAAGAGAAGGUGCCGCGGUUCGACUGCGUGCUGAAGCUCAUCACGUUCUACAUGGGGAGAGGAAGGGACGUGCAACUGACCGUGGAUGGGGCGAGCGAAGGAAGUAUGGAAACCAUUUACCUGAUGGACAGCCGUGGGAUAAAAACCCCGCUGGAGCUGCUGAAGCCCCUCAAGAUCAGCCCCUCGUCCCUGAAGCACAUAUGCAGGAGGGCGCUGAACCGAACGGGCCAAGGAGAGAUGCAGCAACUCCCGCAGACGCUCAGAGACUUCAUGGAGAAGUACGACGCAUCUAUCUGACUGAUGAGGAACAGCACAGAACGCUUCUCAGAGCUGAUGAGACUGAAAUGAGGUCACUGCGACCAGAAUCAGCCGAUCUCAGCACUUUUGAUUCCUAAUAAAUCGCUGUUUGGCUCCGUCUACCUUAACCCCCGGAUGCUGGAGUCGGGUUUGGGUAACCGGCGAUUACCUCGUCUAUCCUGCCUUAGGAGAACCUGACCACUACCGUUUGGGGUGGCAGAAGAAGCCAGAGGUCAAAGGUCAGCAUUUCCUAUGACUGACUCAGACGCAGAGCAGAGCCUCGUAGAAGAUUGUAAACAAUGGCGGUAUCACGCCGCCGCUGACGUCGGCGGGUUUUAACGCUCUUAAAGAAAGAACAUCCUAAUUUUUCCAACACUUUGGAUCACAGGACAGAGAGACGGGGAGGGAGCAAAUGAAGGAGGAAUAACAGAAAAAAGGCAAAGUCCAAACAAGAGAAGAGAGAGAGGGAGAGGGAGAGAUCCCGGCAUACAGUAUUUGUUUGUCUGAGUGUGUGCGUUGAGGUUGUGCACAUAUUUCCAUUCCCUUUUCCCGCAAAUGUUGCCACAUAGAGGGGAGUGGGCUGGCCAUGCACGCUAGCUCAACACACACUCUUGCAGGUACAAGCCCACAUGCCGGUUUUGUCUGCGUAGGACACAAAAAAAUUCAUUUCUUCUUCUGCUGUUUGUUUCUUAUUCCUCCUCCAUUUUUUUCUUUUUCUUUUUUUUUUCUUUUUUUUUUUUGAUGCAUGUGUGCUCUGACAGCGCCAGAAAACAGACCGCAGUCACCAAGACAAAAGCUUGUUAUUGCCACAAAAGCUCUUGUGAGGGACCAAACAAAAGAUGAAGAAGAAAUUAUUUUUAUCCAGACUGCAAAGAUGUAAAGAUUGCUGGAGACUGGCGGUAAUAAUCCCGGGGAUGGGGAAGGAAGAAGGGUGGGAAGACAGAGGAGGGGGGCAGAAGAGCGGGAAAUGGGAUUAGGGAAGGGGAAACUGAAGGAGGAGGAGACAUACUGGUAUACAGCUUGAUAAAAACACUGAUUAGAUUGAUGAUGCAGUCCAACAGGAUGUAGCUUGUGUAAAUAAGACAGCUCCAUCUUAGUCUCAAAUCAGUUCUUUUAGAGUAUUUUAUCUAGAAAUGCAACAAACUAACUUGUACUGGCUGAUACCAAUAUAUCCAAUUUGUUUGAGAGCCUGAUCUUCCAGUUUUUAGGUCUGUUAGACAAACACUUUUAUGUAAAUGUUUUAAUUCUGCAGCUAAAGGCUGCAUGAUGGAGGAAGUAGCAACAAACCCAAAGGAAAAUUAGGCAAUCAUGAGAUUUAUUAUUUUUUUUACUUUUUUUUUUUUUUAUGAAACUCAAAAUAAACUCCAUCAAAGGCGUGACUGUUGAUAUGCUUACACACUAAAAAUGUUAAUUUUUGAUGCAUUUAAAACCUACCGUAUUUUUCGGACUAAAAGACGCUACUUUGAACCAUGCAGCUUUUCUGCGAAUUUUUCUUCAACCACCAGGGGGCUCUUUAACAGGAAGUGAAUCCUCGGAAGUCAAACCCCCUAAUCAUGGAAACCACACGAAGAAGUUCAUCUGAUGCAGCUUUUAAGUUGAAGGCUGUCGAUCUGACAGUACAGAUCGACAGCCGCUGCAAGUAAACUCGGCGUGAACAACUCCACGGUUCGGCGUCCUCAAUAGCAGAUUUCUUAAGGACGCAGCUCUCUGCUGCUUCCUUGUGGAAAACUGAGAACGGUGGAGAUACCAACGGCUUAAAGCCUGGUGCGGCUUAUACGUUUCCAUUUAAAAAGAAAAAAUACGUUGUGGGUGCGGCUUGUAGUGAGUUCCGCUCUAUAGUCCGGAAAAUAUUGUACUUAAAAAACUGAGCACCUGUUGAUCAGCUGGAGAUCGGGAUUUGCUGAGUUUGAUUCCGAUUCUACUCAAUUGCAUUUAAAAAAAAAAAUGUCAGUGAUGACUUUAAUUAAACUCAGAAGUGCAUCAAAGUACAUGCUUAUAUAUUUUAUUUUUGUAGACAGAUGGACAUAUGCAUUUUGUGUGUAACAUUUUUCUUAACUUAUUUCCUUUUAAGCCUUUUGUGUUGGUUGCCUGCCCGCUCUCUCUCUUUCUCUUUCUCCUGGUCUUCCUGCGCCAUUCAUGAAGGAGUUAAGAGGAAACAUGCUGUUAUUUGAACUGUUUAUAACCUUUUUUCUUUGCCUCUGGAGAACAUCAAGGGAACUAAAUACUUCCCUUAGGAGAUUCUUUUAAAAAUGCCUUUUGUAAAACUAACUGCAAGACUCAGAUUUGACCCACAUCAUUAUCUUUUUGUUGUGUUUUUCUCGUGCUCAUACUCACCUGUAAUCCAUAUUGGAAUGGUAGCCUCUUCUUUUGUUUUUACAUCAUGAAACAGUGUGAGUUUAUGUAGCCACAGUGAUGCACACCUUUUGUAUUUAAUGGUCAGAUCUGGGUCUUACUGUCUUGCAUCAAACACCAAGUUCUUACAUGUUGUGCUGCAGCAGUAGACCGAGUGUAUGUGAAUCAUUUGUCUUUUAUAAAGACUCACUUGCAAAAGGCUGGCCACUAGUCUGGCAAAAUACAAGCUGUAAUAUCUGCAAUGUCAAAAGCAUUACAUAAUAAAUGAAACAGAAACGUUGCACAUAUUUAUAUUUCUAAGAUAUUUCAAUAAUUUAUAUUAAAGAGCACUAUUUUUACAAAAGCCAA
Messenger RNA from Gambusia affinis (western mosquitofish), 3808 nucleotides. RefSeq names its product suppressor of cytokine signaling 3b (gene socs3b). Gene Ontology annotation, cellular component: phosphatidylinositol 3-kinase complex. Bases 482 to 1108 code for a protein of 208 amino acids. The record is from RefSeq and is a predicted model, not a curated record. Gene Ontology annotation, molecular function: 1-phosphatidylinositol-3-kinase regulator activity. Gene Ontology annotation, biological process: intracellular signal transduction; phosphatidylinositol phosphate biosynthetic process. NCBI's taxonomy places the organism in Eukaryota, Metazoa, Chordata, Actinopteri, Cyprinodontiformes, Poeciliidae. The transcript is spliced from 3 exons.